Molecule: messenger RNA, 1430 nt
Organism: Populus nigra (black poplar)
Lineage: Eukaryota; Viridiplantae; Streptophyta; Magnoliopsida; Malpighiales; Salicaceae
Product: SUMO-activating enzyme subunit 1A-like
Exons: 10
Coding region: 186-1157 (323 amino acids)
Biological process (GO): protein sumoylation
Cellular component (GO): SUMO activating enzyme complex; cytoplasm
Molecular function (GO): SUMO activating enzyme activity
Source: RefSeq, a predicted model, not a curated record
GAACACAACCACUUCCUUAAUUCUCUCAAACUCUGAAAACUUGCAAACACUUCUUUACCUGUCGGGAUUUUUUCUCUUCUUUUCAUUUUCGGGUCUAUAAUCAUUUCUCCUUUCAUCAAAAUAGAACCCUUUUAAGGGUUUAGUCCAAAGUUGAAUUUCGUUGUUUGAUUAGGCUCAAUUUGAACAUGGACGGAGAAGAGUUAACAGAGCAAGAAACUGCAUUGUAUGAUCGCCAAAUUAGGGUUUGGGGUGCUGAUGCUCAACGAAGACUAAGCAAAUCCCAUAUAUUAGUUUAUGGAAUGAAGGGCACUGUUACUGAGUUUUGCAAGAACAUUGUUUUGGCUGGAGUUGGAAGUCUGACACUAGUGGAUGACAGGGCUGUGACUGAAGAAGCAUUGUCUGCUAAUUUUUUGAUGCCCCCUGAUGAAAAUGCUUGUAGUGGGAAAACUCUUGCUGAGCUUUGCCGUGAUUCUUUGAAUGAAUUUAACCCCAUGGUUCGUGUUUCGGUUGAAAAAGGUGAUUUGGCAAGCUUUGGCGUUGAAUUCUUUGAUAAGUUUGAUGUUGUAGUUAUAAGUUUCUGCUCCCUUGCAACCAAAAAAUUGAUCAAUGAGAGGUGUCGGAAGUUAUCGAAGCGUGUAUCAUUUUACACAGUUGACUGUAGAGAUUGUUGUGGCGAGAUCUUUGUUGAUUUGCAGAAAUAUAAUUAUGCAAAGAAAAGGCUAGAUGGAACUACUGAAUGCGAACUGCAAUAUCCAAGUUUUCAGGAAGCUAUUUCAGUGCCUUGGAGAUCACUUCCCCGGAAAGUCUCAAAGCUUUAUUUGGCUAUGAGAGUGAUUGAAAGGUUUGAAGAGGACGAAGGACGCAAGCCAGGAGAAAUUUGUAUUGAGGACCUUCCUGCUGUUCUGAAGCUGAAAAAGGAACUUUGUGAGGCGCAGUCACUGAAUGAAUCUCACAUUCCCAAUGCCCUCCUUGAAAGAUUGGUUAUGGGUGCAAGAGAAUUCCCUCCAGUUUGUGCCAUCAUUGGAGGAAUCCUUGGACAGGAGGUAAUCAAAGCAAUAUCAGGCAAAGGGGAUCCCCUCAAGAAUUUCUUCUUCUUUGAUAGUGUGGAUGGGAAAGGCAUUAUAGAGGACAUAUCAGAUCCUAACCCAAAAGGCUGAUCACGACAUGUUUAGAGAAAGCUUAAUGAACUAAAUUGAGUAGUGUAUGGGUACUGAAUACUGACAACUGCCGUGUAGGAGAUUUCAUAUUUGUUGCAGUUUCUUUUUUUAAUCUUUGCAAGGAUAAGCUAAAGCUGAUUCUGAAGCUCAGGAAAGUUGGGAGCUUGGUUAUUGAUUUGUUACUGGUUUUUAGCUGUCGACUGUUGCUAGUGGUUUUCUGGUGUUUUAUUUUUACCAUGGAUUGUUGCUCAUCAUAGUAAGUGACUUUUAACA